Siniperca chuatsi (mandarin fish) is the source of this 6923-nucleotide messenger RNA. RefSeq names its product mitogen-activated protein kinase kinase kinase 21 (gene map3k21). The transcript is spliced from 11 exons. The record is from RefSeq and is a predicted model, not a curated record. Lineage: Eukaryota; Metazoa; Chordata; Actinopteri; Centrarchiformes; Sinipercidae. The coding region runs from base 1000 to 4209 and encodes 1069 amino acids. Gene Ontology annotation, biological process: protein phosphorylation. Gene Ontology annotation, molecular function: ATP binding; protein binding; JUN kinase kinase kinase activity.
CAGCACAGCCAGCAGCCAGAGCAGCAGCGUCCCCCAGAUCCUCCGUACAGCCACUGCUGGGUCCGACUGUGUCCGGCUACAACGGCUGACGGGGGGGUUGUUUUGAUUAAAGUUGACGGAUUUUUUUUCUCCCCCCCAUGUUUUUAUUCCCGCAUUGUUGCGUUGAAAUCCAGGAUGUUUGAUGUGCUUUCUAAGUGUUCAACCGUCGGUUUUUCUUCACUUCCCCGAAGGAGAAACAAACUUGGGAAUAACCUAUCUUAAAAGCUGAGAGGAGCAACUUUUCCAACUGCCUUACUAAUCAACUGGUUGACCUAUGCUAAGCUAGCCCGCUAGCCAAUGCAGUUGAAAUUCCUAUUAAAAGUCCACAAACGAGCAAGCGAACUUUAUAUUUCGGGGUUCGGUGACUCGAUGAGAUUUACUGGCGACUCUCAAAGACAACCCUGUCCCUCGGAGCCUCACUUUAUUUGGUCGGAGUGGACGGUGCAGGUGCACCUCUUGCGGCACCUGCGAAAACUUGGUAAUUUAGCUCCAUGGGUAGAGAGCUAACUUUAGCUUGUUCACGUUAGCAUUAAGCAGAGACAAAGUUGUGGACCAACGUUAAUGUUUCUCUCGUAGCUGAGAUUAUGUGCGCUUUAAGACGUCUAUUGUUAAUAUACAACUUUAUGUAUAACAGUCAGCCAAUAUAGUGGUGGAAUUAGCUAAAAACUAUUUGGCUAACCUUAGCCAGCAACCUCGCUGGCUAGUUAUUGACCCUCAUACAGUUUUACCGGAGUGGCGACGUGGAUAACGUUACGGGGUUAUAGACGCUGUCUGUCCCACAGGACUUUGGACACGGUCGACCCUGCCGUGGGCUGUGCGGGGCAUUACCCUCUGUUCUCAUCAGCUAGUCCCGUAGAUGUGACAGCAUGAGGAUUUCAAAAGGUUACCUUUUACGGUUUUAAAUUUUUCAUUUUGUUCUAAAAGCUCUGCACCAUAUGGUGCCGCUACGGCCACCGAGAAAUGGAUGUCUCGCAGGCCGCUUUCCCAAACGGUGAAGGGCGGCCGGGCGGCGGUGGGACCGGGGAACAUGCCUGGACAGAUUCCCCCACAGUUCGGGCGUGGGCUCACUCUGCCCCGCUGUGCCCGACUCGGUCCCUGUGGACAGCCGCGUAUGACUACGAGGCAAGCGGUGAGGACGAGCUCAGCCUCAGGCGAGGGGACGUGGUGGAGGUCCUGUCCAAGGACGCAGCGAUCUCCGGGGACGAGGGAUGGUGGACGGGUAAAAUCAACCACCGAGUCGGGAUAUUCCCCUCCAACUAUGUCACCUACCAGCCCGCUAUUUACCGUCUCCCCGCUACAAGUGGGUCGGUGGGGGUACCAGAGGGAGUCCCGAGCUCGCCCGUCCCGAUUCCCUUCAGUGAACUGGUACUAGAGGAGAUCAUAGGCGUGGGUGGAUUUGGCAAAGUUUACCGGGGCACAUGGAACGAUCAGGAGGUCGCCGUGAAGGCGGCUCGGCAAGACCCAGACGAGGACAUAACAGCCACCGCCGACAGUGUUAAACAAGAAGCAAAACUUUUCUCCAUGCUGCAGCACCCCAAUAUUAUUAAACUAGAAGGAGUGUGUUUGGAGGAGCCCAACCUGUGCCUAGUCAUGGAGUAUGCCCGAGGCGGGACACUGAACCGGGUGUUGACCGGAAGGCGCAUCCCUCCGCACAUCCUGGUCAACUGGGCCGUGCAGAUUGCACGUGGGAUGCUCUACCUACACGAGGAGGCCGUGGUACCCAUCAUCCACCGUGACCUGAAGUCUAGCAACAUUUUAUUACUUGAAAAGAUUGAGAAUGACGACAUCGGGAGGAAGACCUUGAAGAUCACAGAUUUUGGCCUGGCCAGGGAGUGGCACAAAACCACAAAAAUGUCAGCUGCAGGCACCUACUCCUGGAUGGCCCCUGAGGUCAUCAAGUCAUCUCUUUUCUCCAAAGGCAGUGACGUAUGGGGCUACGGUGUCUUGCUGUGGGAGCUGUUAACCGGGGAGGUGCCAUAUCGUGGGAUAGACGGCCUAGCUGUUGCUUACGGUGUGGCAGUCAAUAAGUUAACUCUACCAAUCCCCUCCACCUGCCCUGAACCUUUCGCCAAGCUCAUGGAAGAGUGCUGGGACCAGGACCCCCAUGUGCGUCCCUCCUUCUCUUGCAUCCUGGAGCAGCUGUCGGCCAUCGAGGAGGCGGUGAUGGCCACAAUGCCCCAGGACUCCUUCCACAGCAUGCAGGACGACUGGCGUGUGGAGAUCCAGGAGAUGUUUGAUGAGCUCAGGACCAAAGAGAAGGAGCUACGUUCCAGAGAAGAGGAGCUGACGCGGGCCGCCCUCCAGCAGAAGUCUCAGGAGGAGCUGCUGAAGCGUCGGGAGCAGCAGCUGGCAGAGCGGGAGAUCAACGUGCUGGAGAGAGAGCUCAACAUCCUCAUUUUCCAGCUCAACAAAGACAAGCCCAAUGUAAAGAAGAGGAAAGGCAAAUUCAAACGUUCUCGCCUUAAACUGAAGGAUGGAAACCGCAUCAGCCUGCCCUCAGACUUCCAGCAUAAGAUCACCGUGCAAGCGUCUCCUUCCAUGGACAAGAGGCGAAGCCUUCAUAGCACCAGCUCCUCUCCUCCCAGCAGUCCCACACUCAUCCCCCGGCUACGAGCUAUUCAGCUGACGUCCCAUAUGCAGAGGGACAGUUUGCAUGUUUACCAACAGAAAGUUGAUCUGACCAGCGAGCUCACAGCCUACUGUGGGCUCAGGAGGAAAGUUACUCAAGAUGAGAGCAACCGCACAUGGGGCCGCAGCACCCUCUUCAGGCCAGAGGAGUUUGAUGAUGUGAAGAAGGGAAUCAAGAAGAAAGGAAGAACCUGGGGCCCCAGUUCAGUACAGAGCAAAGAAAGGCCUGCUGCUGCUGAGAGAGUGCGACCUCUGUCAGACGGCAGUAACCCCUGGUCCACCAGCCUGGUCAAGUCCCAGAAGUCUGUCCCCCUCGCUGCCCUGUUUGCUGAACAAGCGGGGUCCGGUAAAGACGAGGCAUUCUCCCAGGAAUGUCCUGACAGCAGCUCCAAGCCAAAGCAGCUCAAGUUCCCCAACCAGGUGUACAUCGAUCUACCUCUGUGGAGGGACGAGCAGCAGCCUCAGUGCCCCGGCGGGCAUUGUGGGCUGGGAGAUGCUGGGGUCGGGGCAGCAGGUCAGGGUGGCCAACCAGAGACCCCAGACGACCCCUACACCACCACAUCCACCUCGUCCACCUCCACCACCCCACAGCUCACCCCCACCAACAGCCUGAAGCGGACGUCAGUGCGCCGCAAGACUGACUCCGUGCUGUAUGGCUGCGGCUCGUUGCUGGCUUCAGUCGUGCUCGGUUAUGACAUUAGGGAGGCUCUCAAAAACUCAGCCCCUGGGGAAGAUUGUGAGCCCCAGCGUGAGGAGAAAGAGAAGAAGAAGAAGGAGGGCCUGUUUCAGCGUGCCACCCGCUUCCGCCGCAGCACCUCACCACCACCAAGUGGUCGCUCCCGCAAAGACGAGGCAUCAUCAAACCACACCUCCACCCAACCUGUCAAUCUCAUCUCCAUGUCAGCCAUUAUUGAAUGCAACUCCACCAAGUGUCUCUUACAGUCUGAGGCAGAGGUGUCAGAGUCUAGACCUGGGAAGGUUGAGCUUGUGGCUGUCAAUCAUCACACAGAGCCAUCCAGACCCGGCCCACCAGCAUCUACAGAAGACCAGAGUAACAGGACUGCAGCUAACACACAGACACCAGUGCAAACCCAAAGCCAGCCACUAGAGAAGAGCAACCACAACACAGGAACACGUCUACGCAGAAAGAAAUACACCACCAACCACAAUACCAGUGGCCCACCCACUCUGCCGCCUCCAGCCACACAGAAGAAGCAGGAGAAAUACAAGGAUGGAGCUUCAGAGAAGCCCUCUGGUGGGGAGGCCUUCUCCAGACCACGGCCAGUGUCAUUCCGGGCCAAACCCCACGCCUGGGCCCUGCUGCGAGGACGCAACAAGAGCUACUCCCUGGGGCACUACUCCGGAGAGAAGGCGGCACAAAGCCUAAACGUGGUGCUGUCUUCAGAGGUGGGGAUGGGCUGCUCCCUGCUGGACAUGGACACAGAGGGCCAGAAACGAGACUGUACUGUGCCGCUCUGCCGCAUUCAGAGUUCCCCAGGACGGGCCUCUGUCUUUGAGCUGGAGAAAGAGUUCCUCUCUUAGGAGCCUUAAAAAGUGAUCUGCUGUGGUCAUAGUUCAUCCUAUACAAUCUAGAGUGUUCCAGAACAUACAGACAGAAUUAUUGGCCUAAAACUCCUGGAGGGUUUAGAACCAGGCUGCCUUUUAUUUUUUAUUUUUUUUAAAGUUCUAUAACAUAGAACCCAGCUUUGUCUUAGUUCUAGAACAUAGUGAUGUCAGUGUUCUAGAGCAUAACCAAGUCUGAGACUUCUAGAAGACAUCUGUGUCACAGGAGUUCUAGAAUGUGCACCCUCAUCUCAGAUUGAGAACGGUCUUUCUAUGUGUGAGGCCUUACACACUGCCUUGUCUCAUUCUAGAACACACAUAUACACACACACAUAGUUCUGAAACCUGAGCAGAACAUUCCAGAGCUGGAACCAGUAGCUCCUCCUCUGAUCCCUCGGUGCUCCACUGCCACCUUUGUUCAUCUCUCUCCCUUCGUUACCCUCUUUCUUUCUCGUUCUGUCGGUGCAGCUAAACGUUGACCGCUGCUGCAGCUUUCGCAACACAAUACCCUCACCUUUUUAUUUAUAUAUAUAUUUUUAUAGGUAAUUUAAUAUGAAGAGACUUGACCUUACCUUAGCAACCAGCAGGACAUACAUUCCAUGUCAGUUUCAAAGUUGUGCGAUCACGCUUUUAGAUUUUUUUGACUUGAGAAUCAUGCAUGUACCCUUAAAAUGUUGAACAAAAAAAAUCAUUAUGCCUUGUUUGUAAAUAUUUCUUUUUAUUCAUUAUCAGCCUAAUGCUGGUAGUUGUUUUGUAUUGCAUAUAUGCUGUUUUUAUGUUUUAAAAGUCAGCGAUGCUGCAGUACAGUUUGUGUUCUAGGGACAGGUUACAUACUGAAUUGUAGCAUGGAUGCAACUAUGUUUCCUCCCAGAACGCCCUGAAGAUUUUAGAAAUGCAGGUAGAAAAACACUGGAAGUUCUACAAAGCAAACGUGGAAUCUUUUCACUGAAAAGUUGGAUUCAAUUUUAAAUGACCGCUGUGAUCUUGUGUUGCUAAUGUGGAUUUUUCUAAGACUAUUUAUAGAAAAGUUUUUUGUUAAUAUUUCCUAUACUCCUCACACUGCAUCAGAUAGGGGAACACUUCAGCCACGAAUGUUCAUGUCAGGAAAACCUGCCCCAAAUUUAUACAUUUAUAAUCAAAUCCCCCCUGAUGACAGCUGAUUGGCUGGAACUGUAAUGACACAGCAUAAUUUCAGAUUUAAGUCGUGGAAGGAUUACUACACAGCCUGGGAGUGGCCACACAGGAGAAUUUUUAUUUUAAGAAACUGAUCAGUGCACAAAGUGGUGAUCCUUGUACUGUAACCCAGACAGACCCUGUGCCUUCAAGUACUAAAGUUUCUCAUGUCUAAUUCAAGUCGUCAUUUUUGUAUUACCAUGUGCACACAAUUUUAUAAUUUAUGCAAACAAAAGGAUUUAUUCUUCUUUAUUUUUAAAGCUCAACUUUGACUGUAUGUAACAUUAAGCAAACGGUUUCCCCAUGUAGCCAAAUUUCCAUCUCAUCAAGCUCAGGAAGGUCGGGAGACAUUUGAGGACAGAAUGUGGUUAAAGAGAGUGAAGACAGUUUACCUUUCAUUAUUAUACUGUAAACGUACAGCCAGUUGACUGGCUUCCUCAGGAUUAACAAAGGGUUAAUUUUCCUGAUUUGUUUAACACGUUUUUCUCCUGACCUCAGUGAACUUGACAGUAUGGAGGUCUGACUGUGUAGGAUAUAUACUGUACCUAGUCUCAUGGUCACUCCCGGGCCCUCUCCCUAAAAAUUGAACAAAUCAACUUAACAUCCAUUCUUAAUUAUUGAAUAAUGAUUAUAUUCCAGCAACUUUUCAUCGCUGUCUUACUUCAGUCUGUUUUUGAGAAGCUCAUUAGAAAAUGUGUCCCACUGUUGAAGGACAAAACAAGGGCUCAUUCACAGUAAGAGUUCCCAAAUGGUGUAAAUAUACUUGUGAUUCCUGAUGUGUAUAUCACUGAGGCAUCUUAUGAUGAUUUAGAAUGUGAAGUAUCCCAUGUUCUGUAUUUUAUGACCACUGACUGUCAAACCAACACUGUAAAGGCCUUACUAAUCAUCAAGCUGUUAAAGGUGCAACCCCAUUUGUUAUGAAUUAAGGGUUAUCUGUAAAUACCAUAAUGCACUGUUACUGUACAUUCCCCUCAAAAUAUUGUAUUUGAGUUUGAAGCUGAAGUCUGCAGUUUGUCAUCCAAUCACAAAACUGUGAUUGCUGGUGGUUAACAAAAGGUUUUGUCUAUUAAGGUUAAUGAUGACUCGACAUACCCAAAUAAACAUUCCACUAUAUUUGGCAAACUGCAGCAAGAAUAUUUGUGAUACUACUUAUCAAUAUGGUGCAUUCAGGCUUCUGGCUAUGGGACCAAAUUCAACUCUACCAGCACUAAGGCCUCUCUGUCUUCAGGACCAAAACCACUAAAUGAACUAGCUGCUAGUGAGGAGUUCUUGCAAAGACUACUCCAUACGAAAACUUCACAAACAACCUCAGAGGCGCAGUGCAGCCCAUCCCCUUCUGAUCAAAUAACAAGAUUUCCUGUUGAAUGCAACACUUCCUUUGAAUGUGUCAGAUUUAGCUUUGAGUACAUCUGUUUCAGUGAACGGUUUUUGUUAUCAUUACAGUAUUGCUUAUUUCACGCCUGAUUGAUCAAGAGUAUCAAGUUUAUCAACAUUUUGAAUAAAGUCUAAAUCAAGACUAA